Molecule: messenger RNA, 222 nt
Organism: Pelagomonas calceolata
Lineage: Eukaryota; Pelagophyceae; Pelagomonadales; Pelagomonadaceae
Source: the annotation of a GenBank genome assembly
AUGAUCCUCGGCUUCGUGAUGUGUUGCCUCGCGAGCGGUAUAGGCGAGCCGGCGAAGCUCGUGGGCGGGCCGCCCGCGGCCGACCUCGACGUCGAGCUCGCGAUCCCGGCGGAAUACCGGGCGGCGACGACGCCGAAGCAUUGGCGACGACCCGACGCCCGCGCCGGCACGCCGCCGUACUACGUGUCGCCGAUCGCUGAUGUGCCGCGAACCGAGGUGUAG